GACCAAGAUCGUGAAGAAUGGGUUGACAUGUGCGUUGACGCAAAUUUGAUGAAUUCGGCUGAAUCCUGUAUAUUGGAGAAACUUCUAGACACAAGCAUCAACUUGGAUUUACUCUUCGCAACCGUUGAGGAUAAUUGUAAGGAUCCUAAUUUCACUGAUUUAGGCGAAUACAGGGAGUAGUCAGCAGGAAAAGCAAGUGACGAAUAAUUGGAUCUCAGUGAUUUUACGGAUUGUCAACUAACGUAGAGGACGUUCGGUUCAAAAAUGGCACUCAAAGGAUGUAAUGUGUGCAUCAAAUAUUUGGUUAUUAUUUUCAACUUGCUGUUUUGGCUUGCAGGAAUUGGGGUUUUAGCAGUAGCGAUAUGGCUACACGUUGACAAUGCCACUUACCUUGUCCAAGGCGAUAAUGAAAACUCCUACUUCACUGCCAUAUAUGUUCUUAUGGCAGCUGGCUCUAUCAUGGCAGUUGUUGCUUCUUUGGGAUCUUGUGGUGCAAUCAGAGAGAGUCCCUGUAUGCUUGGCACGUUCUUUGUGUUUCUGCUUGUGAUAUUUGUGGCAGAGUUGACUGGUGGUGUGUGGGCCUGGAUGAAUAAAGAGAAGGUAAAUGAAAUGAUUCGUUCCUCUGUGACUAGAAUGGUUAAGGAAGAAUAUCCAAACAAUGAGCUUGUAAAGAAAACCAUUGAUGCUACUCAAAGAGAUUUUGAAUGUUGUGGAGCAAAAGGAAUCUAUGACUGGGCCCAUUCUCUGUAUAACAACAAAGAUGGCGGCAGUGAGAUUGAGUUAGGAUUUACUGCUGCCGGAAACUUCAAAGUGCCUGAAAGCUGUUGCUCCGUUGACAAAACUUUGUGUGAGAUGCGCCGUAAAGUCAAUGCAGUAGGUCUUGCAUUCCUACCAGGUCUGCAUCAACAGGGCUGUAUAAAAGUUUUGGAACAACACCUACAAGAACAUACUAAGAUUGUUGUUGGUGUUGCAAUUGGACUUGCUGUUAUCCAGAUUUUGGGCUUAAUCUUCUCCAUGGUUCUGUGCUGUGCCAUCUCUGUAGAGAGGAAUCCAACAUAUAAGGCUUGAAACUGCUGGAUUUUUACUUCUUUUCUCUCAGCUUUCUUCAACCAGCAUAUUUUGCUCAUCUAGAAUCUCACUCAUUGUCUCCUGGAAACCAAAGAUCAAAAAACAGGUUGCCAAAUGCUGCUUACAGUUGUAUCUUGUACAUCAUAGUUCACUGUACUAAGUAACUGUUGUAGGCUAGAUUUCUGUGUACCUAGCCAACUUGUUAUUGACAUUCUUUGAUGUUCUUGUUAAUCAAUAUAUUUAGAGCCCAAGGACCUGACCCUCGAUCACCACAAAAAGGUGUUUAAUUGUUUAAUUUAAGUUUUCUUCUCAAUACUUGUUAGGAUUAUACAUCCAACAUUUGGAAAGGUGUUCUUCCAUCAUUUUUUUUUAUGAUCCAUUUUAAUGAAUAUUUGGUGUUGCUUUUCUUAUUAGAUGUGUAAGUCAAGACAGGUUAUUUUGCUUCCAUUGAUAAGCUUUCUUGAAGUAUGUUUCUAAUAUUGCAUCAGUUAGUGACUGAUCUAAUUGAAAACGCGAGUCCUUUUCUCAUAAACAUAUUUGUGUUUCCAAAUUCAAAUAUACUUUCGAUUUUAAUCUCUGUUUUACAAAUGUAUCUUGUAAAUUUCUAUUAGUACUCGUUGGUGUUCGAAAGAUUUGUUUGAUCCUGAUGAAGAUGUUUGAGUUGGUUGUUUUAAAAUAACAGUUAAACUUCAUAUAUUUACAGCUUUAUGCACUUUGAUCUGAAUAUUGAUGUUUGAUAUUUGAUGCUUUUCAUGGUGAAAUCUUUUUCCUGGAACUCAUGGCCAGUUAUGUAAAUUCCUACAUGUUGUCCUUUCUUGUGUUCAGUUGGGAAUUUUAUGCUUCAUUUAUUUGUUUUAUAUAUAUCUGGCUAGCUUUAAGUAACUGUUUCUCCAGUAUGUUUUAACGUACAGAUCUAACAUAAUACAUGUAUAAUAUUUUAUGUGCACUGUAUUAUUUGUUUUUAAAGUAUCAAAGUUUAGAAAAUAUAGUACAGAAAUUAUUGGUAAUAAAAAAAAAACUUUCAAGCAAAAAAAAAAAACAACAAGUGGAACUGGUUGUCAUUUUAUAACAUUGUUUUUCAGAUCUGUUUAGUGUAAUUUUUAGAAGGUGGCUGGUUUCUGGCCCAAAAUCUUGAAAGAAAGCUUUACUUUGGCAUCUUUGUGUCACUUGGUAGAUAUGUAAUUAAAAUCCAGCCUAAUUUCAUCAGCAACUGAGUAAUGAAGGCUAGAAGCUUCUAGGCUGAAUAAAUAGUAGUUUACUAUUUGUAAAUAUUUUGACUAGUCGUGUGAACUGAUUUAGAACUGUACUGGUUUCUAAUGUGUAGGUGCCAGACUUUGGUAUUUCUACAUGUUGGAGUUUCUGUAAGCAGAAAAUAUGUUUAAAAGCAACAUUAUCCACUUAAUUUAUUUUUCUACAAUAAUUGUAUUAUGUACAUGAAAAAAAUUCUGUUCAUAAAGUUAGAAAAAAAAAUUAUGUUUACUCUCCAGCUAAUCAUAAUAAUGGUUAUUUCAACCAAUGUUUUGUCAUUGUGGCUUCAUGGAUUCUAGUAGUACUUUGGCUGAAAUAUAUUUUAUUAUUAUCUGAAGAAUAAAAAUAAUUUUAAACUUUAUUGCCAAACUGUAAAUCCCUCCAGCGUGCACUAUAAAUUUUGAAAACAAAAUACUCUUCGUUUUUCUAGAGGAAACGAUUAUGAAUAGUAUAAUCCUUUUCUCGGAGUAUUUGUGACGUGUAAUUGUGUAAGAGUAUUUGUGACGUGUAAUGGUGUAAGAGUAUUUGUGAAGUGUAAUUGUGUAAGAGUAUUUGUGACGUGUAAAUGUAUAAGAAUAUUUGUGACGUGUAUAUGUGUUAGAGUGUUUGUGACAUGUAAAUGUGUAAGUAUUUGUGAUGUGUAAGAGUGUUUGUGACAUGUAAAUGUGUAAGAGUAUUUGUGACGUGUAAAUGUGUAAGAGUAUUUGUGACGUGUAAAUGUGUAAGAGUAUUUGUGAUGUGUAAGAGUAUUUGUGACGUGUAAAUGUGUAAGGGAAACUUUAGAUAUUUAGUACUUAAAAAGAUACAACUCAUUUUUUUGUUAGUAUUAUUAAGUAAACCUUUGAAUUAUCUUUGUUAAUGUAGUUGUGAUUUCAUUUAGUUUCAGAUCAUCAUAACUACACGUCUUUAAAACCAACCAAUCAGUUGUUGAGGCAUUUUUCUUGAUCUGACUGAGUUUGUUCGUUUAUGGCACUGCACAAGUUUAUAAGAUUUUUUUAUUCUGAUUUGAGUUAUUUAUUUAAAGUUUUGUAAGGUUAAAUCCUCUGACAGUUAAUAUUGCUUUACGUCUACUUUUCAUACUUCGUAUAUUGAUGUGGUAGUCGCAUUAAUAGUCUGCUGAUUGUUUUAAAAGGAGGUUAUGUUUAUGCUUAUCUGUAUUACAAACUAGACAUCAGUGGAAAAAUUUUAAACAUUCAAAGCAUAAUCUUAAUAAUAUGCGAUAUUUUUUUGUAUGUGUAGUUAACAUUGGGAUUUAGUUCACUGUGAUAGUUUUCCCAUGGGAAUCAAUUAGUACAAUUAUUUGUGUACUGUAAAAGUUUUUGGGUGGUUUUUUUUAUUUGUUUAACAGAAAAUAAAAGCUUGUUAGAAACUAUAGAAGGUGAGAAACAAAGUGUUCUUGUGCAUAUAAAAUUAAACAUAAUUAAAGAAGUUUGGAAAAUAAUAGUUUUAUAUGAAUGUGAUGUCUAAAAUCUUUCUUUUACAUCUUAUUGAACUAUUUGCUAGCAGAAGUGGCAGAACAUUUAUUGUACUUAUAUCUGGCUAAGACUAUUUUUAUAACCUUAUUUUACCUUCGUGUGUUUUACUAAUGCUUUUAUAUAUAUAAAGUUUCAAGUAGUCACUGUUAUGAUUCAUGCGCUGAUGAUGGCUGUGUACUUUGCUUUGAAAAUGUAUUAGUAUCUCCAUCUCUAACCUUUUCAGAGCUACUUUCAAAUGUUUUUAUGUUGUAUUGGAGCAGUUCAGUGGUAGUCAUAGAUGUAGCUUUUUGUUUAUUGUUGGAUGUGUCACAGUGAUUGAAGUAGUCCAACAGUAGCCAUAGAUGUAGCUUUUUGUUUAUUGUUGGAUGUGUCAGUGAUUGAAGUAGUCCAACAGUAGCCAUAGAUGUAGCUUUUUGUUUAUUGUUGGAUGUGUCAGUGAUUGAAGUAGUCCAACAGUAGCCGUAGGUGUAGCUUUUUGUUUAUUGUUGGAUGUGUCACAGUGAUUGAAGUAGUCCAACAGUAGCUCUAGAUGUAACUUUUUGUUUUUCUAGAUAGUAUAAUAAUAAUGGUUGAACCUGGUAUUGAAACCUCCCAACAGUAGCUCUAGAUGUAACUUUUUGUUUUUCUAGAUAGUAAAAUAAUGAUGGUUGAUCCUGGUAUUGAAUCCUCCCAACAGUAGCUCUAGAUGUAACUUUUUGUUUUUCUAGAUAGUAUGAUAAUAAUGGUUGAACCUGGUAUUGAAACCUCCCAACAAUAGCUCUAGAUGUAACUCUGUUUUUCUAAAUAGUGUCAUAAUGAUAGGAACUGAUGUUGAAGCAUCCUGAUAAUAGCUAUAGAUGUAACUUUUUGUUUUUCUAAACAGUGUCAUAAUGAUGGUUGAUCCUGGUAUUGAAACCUCCCAACUGUAGCUCUAGAUGUAACUCUCUGUUUUUCUAAACAUUGUCAUAAUGAUAGGAACUGAUGUUGAAGCAUCCUGAUAAUGGCUCUAGAUGUAACUUUUUGUUUUUUAGAUAGUGUAAUAAUGAUGGAGUCUGAUGUUGAAACAUCCCAACAGUAGCUCUAGAUGUAUAAUGAGCAUUUUUUUAUGAAUAGCAUAUUUCAUGUAUGGUCAAUGAAUUAGGUGCUGUGAGCAUGUGGCUAAGUCCAGAUAGUUUACUAUUAAGAAACAUACAAGUCAAAUUUUAAAAUGGAAUACAAAAAAAAAAAUACUGACUUUAUUUCAUUGAAUAAUUUGGUAUGGAAAAAUUUAUUUAAAAAAAAUAACCCUCCAACUUGUUGUAUAGAUGGUUUUAAAACACGAAAUAUUAUUUAAAAAAUUAACUUGCUAGUAACUAAUAAGAAAAAAAAAAGGAUCUAAAAAUUGCUGAAUUGGGCAUCUUGUACAUGUAAAGGAAAUUGUCUAGGUUUAUUUGAGAGUGUAGUUACCUGAUUUUAAAAAUAUGAUCUGUUUAAAAUGUGCGAAUACGAGAUGUGUGGAAACUAAGAAAUUAUCGUAAUACAAUUAAAAUUCUUUUAGAAAAUCAAUACUCAAGCUUACCUAGUUUUUGAUAUUAACUUGUCUUACUCAGUGUACCUAUUGUUGUUAAAUUGUACACAUUUUGUAUUGCUUUUGUGUGAUUACCUAACUUACUUACUUACUUAGAAAGAAUUAAUAGUUAUUUUGUAAAAUGUAUUAAAGAUUCUGUAGAAAUUUUUUUUUCAAAUAAAUUCUCUGAGUAAUUACUGAAAUGUUAGAUUGCAAUAUAAACAUGAAACAGUUCUAGUGCAUAGAAGUAACUAAUGAAUAGUCAUUUUAUAGUAGUGUGAGUGUGUGUGUAAAGGAUAUGUUUUCAUUAAAUAUAAUUCAUGGAUUAUUCAGAUUAUUCCUUUGCGCACAUCAUUUUUGUUUCUGGUGUUCAUUGACACACGGAUAUUAGUUUGAAGUUCUUUAAAUAUUUUUAUGUAGGUGUGUUUAAAAAAAUCAUUUUUGUUUCUGGUGUUCAUUGACACACGGAUAUUAGUUUGAAGUUCUUUAAAUAUUUUUAUGUAGGUGUGUUUAAAAAAAAUAGUACCUUUGACGAAAUCUAAUUGUGAAAAAUGAGAAAACUAUUAGUACUAUCUGAAAACUAGAAUCUCAACAUAAGUAUUGGCUUCUGUACAUUACGACAGUUGACAGAUUACCUAACUUACUUAGUUACUUAGAAAGAAUUAAUAGUUAUUUUGUAAAAUGUAUUAAAGAUUCUGUAGGAAUUUUUUUUUUCAAAUAAAUUCUCUGAGUAAUUACUGAAAUGUUAGAUUGCAAUAUAAACAUGUAAAUGCAAUGUUUUUGUUUUUUUAAAGAUGUUUAAUUACUUUUCGCAAGCCACGAAUUUCGAGAAAUAACGAUCUCACUGCCUGCCGGCUUUGAAAACGAACCAGGUGGGAUUAAUAGUACUUACAAUUUUUGGUGGUACAAAAUUUAAGAUAUCUAGGAAACGGAAGUAAAAGGUGAAAAAUAGCUCAAAAUUGAAUACAUUAAAUAAUAAUAAUAAUUAAAAAGAGCUUAUUAACUUUUGAUGUUUUAUUGCACAAGAUUUGUAUUUUUCUACUUCGCAUAAUGUUUUCUACUAACUGCUGUACCAUUUUCAGUUGCAAGUUGGAGUGCAUUAUUUGGAAUUGUUAGUACAGUUAUAUCUUGAAUAAUUAUGAUGGAAAAGAUUUAUUAAGGAUCAAAGUGUGUCCUUGUUUCAUUUUGUUUACUUUUUACAAAACAUUUAACACAUUUAAUGUUAUACGUUGUAUUUGUGCUCACGUAUAGAUUCUUGCGGACUUAUUGAUCGUAUUUGUAUUUAAAAGAAAUUAUUUGUACGCACAUUAAAGAUCUGGCACACUGUUUAGCGUUUAUUAAUAAAUAUUAUAAGAUCGAAAUUUAACUUCCCCCAAAGCUAUUCGAACCCUUGAAGUUUUUAAUUUGAUACAUGUUCAUGUACUGCUAACUUGCAUAUCUCUGAUAUAAAAUGUAAUCGGAUAUGCACGUUAGAUUGUAGAUUAUGUACUCGUGCUUUAUAAUUAUUUCUACAUGCAACUAGUAUUAAUUGGUUUAUUUUAUUUUUUACAACCAAAUGUUUUACAACCAUUUUGAUGAAACAGGAACAAUGAUACCAAAAUUGGGCAAAAGGAAAUGUCUCACGUUUCUAAGCCCAAUUCUCAAGGGCUUUUUUUUUUGUAAUAUUUAAAGGUUGGAAAUAUUAUUGUAAGUUUAAUUUGAUAUACUCUAAGAAUUGUGUUUCAAGCAUUAAAAACGUGUUUACGACUUUCAUUCUCUGUGUACUUAUAUUCAUCCAUGUAAUAAAAAAAGGAUAUAUUGUCUCUUGA
Molecule: messenger RNA, 7124 nt
Organism: Limulus polyphemus (Atlantic horseshoe crab)
Lineage: Eukaryota; Metazoa; Arthropoda; Merostomata; Xiphosura; Limulidae
Product: CD9 antigen-like
Exons: 10
Coding region: 265-1068 (267 amino acids)
Cellular component (GO): membrane
Source: RefSeq, a predicted model, not a curated record